Messenger RNA from Sesamum indicum (sesame), 1879 nucleotides. RefSeq names its product BTB/POZ and MATH domain-containing protein 2. The record is from RefSeq and is a predicted model, not a curated record. NCBI's taxonomy places the organism in Eukaryota, Viridiplantae, Streptophyta, Magnoliopsida, Lamiales, Pedaliaceae. Gene Ontology annotation, biological process: protein ubiquitination. Gene Ontology annotation, molecular function: protein binding.
CCCCCCCCCCCCCCCCCCUCUCUCUCUCUCUUUCUCUCUCUCCGUCCAUCUAAUAAAGUACGGCUUCCAUCAUCCUCCUCCUCCUCCCUGAAGCCCUAGAAUCGACCAAUUGGAAUUUGUCAAUUCCAAUUCAAUCCGAAACCCUAGAUUUUCCCGCAAUCGCCCCCCGAUUAAAUCCCUCGAAUCCAUUUCCCGGCAAUUUAUAUCGUUCGAAUUUUGCUCAGAUCUGACCUCAAUUGCGUCAUAUUACCCCGUCAUUUUGCAAUUAGCUUAAUUCAAGAACUUCUACGCAGUUCUAUUAUAAAUUGUUGAACAAAUUUAGAAUUGUCAAGACGUGUAUGGUUGUGAUGGGUAGGGUUUACAAGGAUACAUCGAAGCCCUCUUCUUCGUCAGAGUCACCGUCUUCGCCGGCGGUGACGACAUCAACGUCGAUAACGGAGACCGUUAACGGAUCGCACGACUUCAAGAUCACUGGGUAUUCAUUGUCGAAGGGAAUUGGGAUUGGGAAGUACAUAGCGUCGGAUACGUUUAUGGUUGGUGGAUAUGCGUGGGCGAUUUAUUUCUAUCCCGAUGGGAAGAGUGUGGAAGAUAAUGCGACUUAUGUUUCGCUGUUUAUCGCUUUGGCAAGCGAGGGCACGGAUGUGAGGGCGCUUUUUGAGCUUACUCUUUUGGAUCAGAGUGGAAGGGAGAGACACAAGGUUCAUAGCCAUUUCGGGAGGGCGUUGGAGAGUGGACCCUACACUCUUAAAUAUCGAGGCAGCAUGUGGGGAUACAAGCGAUUUUUCAAAAGAACUGCUCUGGAAGCAUCUGACUACCUGAAAGAUGACUGCCUUCAAGUUCAUUGCUGCGUGGGUGUUGUUAAGUCUCACACAGAGGGACCUAAGAUCUACUCUAUACCAUUACCCCCAUCAGACAUUGGUCAGCAUUUUGGGAAGCUGCUGGAAAGUGGAAAAGGAACUGAUGUAAAUUUUGAAGUUGAUGGAGAAACCUUUUCUGCUCAUAAGUUAGUGCUUGCAGCUCGUUCUCCAGUAUUUAGAGCUCAGUUAUAUGGUCCAAUGAAGGAUCAAAACACAGAGUGUAUAAAAAUUGAAGAUAUGGAGGCACCAGUUUUUAAGGCUCUACUUCAUUUUAUAUACUGGGAUACACUACCAGACAUGGAAGAGCUCACUGGAUUGAACUCAAAAUGGGCUUCAACAUUGAUGUCUCAGCAUCUGCUUGCUGCUGCUGAUCGGUAUGGUUUAGAUAGGCUUAGACUGCUCUGUGAGUCUAACCUAUGUGAGGACAUUGCUAUCAAUACUGUUGCAACAACACUAGCACUGGCAGAGCAGCACCACUGUUUCCAGCUGAAAGCUGUGUGUCUCAAAUUUGUGGCAUUGCCUGAAAAUCUUAGAGCUGUUAUGCAGACAGACGGUUUUGAAUACUUGAAAGAAAGCUGUCCUCAUGUUCUGACUGAAUUAUUAGAGUACGUUGCUAGGAUCAAUGAGCAUUCUGUUGCGGUUGGCAAGCAAGGACUUGAAGCUAUCCUAGACGGAAGUGAUAUCAAUGGCAGACGCGUGAAGCAAAGACUAUAGCAUAAAUUUCAAUAGCUGAAAAACUGAUAGCUUAGAUCUUUCUUUAGGGUUAUUAGAAACAUUUUUCUUGUUGCAGCAUCUAGUUCGACGCAGGUGUAAAUGAUUUUCUAGUCUUUUUUCCUUGUUUCUCUUGUUAUCUGAAAGGUGGGUCUUUCUAGAUCCUACUCAACAUGUGCUCUACAUCCGUUCUGAAUUUGUAAUUUGUGUAUGGAUCCCAUGAUUUUGUGGGUAUGCUUCUGUGAAUUUGUAAUCUGAAUGUCCUUGCUUGGCAGCAAACUCUUUUCAAGUCCCAAGGGGACUUGGCCAGA